Haemonchus placei is the source of this 2574-nucleotide messenger RNA. NCBI's taxonomy places the organism in Eukaryota, Metazoa, Nematoda, Chromadorea, Rhabditida, Trichostrongylidae. The record is from the annotation of a GenBank genome assembly.
AUGGCUCCUACUGGAGCUUUUGAGAGCCAGAAGAACAAAGAACAUCGAGUGCACAAAGUUGGAGGAAAAGUAACGAAAGUUAAAGAAAAGAACAAGGUGAAAGGCAACAAUGCGAAAGCUUUCACUUUCAAAUCAGCAGUCGCUGCUGGAAAAGCAAUCAGAAGAGCUGCAGACAUCAACGAAAGAAAGAAACAUAUUCUGUUCAUGGACAGGAAGCCUGUGAUUCCUCCUCCAAUCAUAGUCGCGAUUGUCGGUCCCAGUAAAGUCGGCAAGACCACGCUUCUUCGAGGUCUCGUGAAAUACUACCUGAGGAGUGGUUUCGAAGAACUGAAAGGUCCAUUUGGUAGGUUAGUGUCAUUUUCAGUUGUACUGCUGAUGGUCGAUGCAUCAUACGGCUUUGAAAUGGAAACAUUCGAGUUCCUGAACAUCUGCCAAGUUCAUGGAAUGCCGCGUGUUUUAGGAAUUCUUAACCAUCUAGAUUGUUUGAAAGGAAUAGGAAAGGUGAACAAGGUGAAGAAAGUGAUGAAACAUCGGUUCUGGACUGAAAUCUAUCAGGGAGCCAAGUUGUUUUAUCUCACCGGAAUGCAUCACAACGAGUACAAAAAGAACGAGUUGCAUAACUUAGUGCGAUUCAUAUCAGUCAUCAAAUUCCGCCCGCUUAUUUGGCGUGACGCUCAUCCUUAUGUUCUAUGUGAUCGUUACGAAGAUAUUACCGACGCGGAGGUGGUGAGAACGAAUUCGACAAUCGAUAGAACUAUCUGCCUUUAUGGAUGGGUGCAUGGCGCCCAUUUUAAGAAUCAUAGCUCGAUACACAUCCCUGGUGUGGGCGAUCUUCGCGUCAAAGAUGUUAGCAGUAUACCUGAUCCAUGUGAUUACUGCAAAUGGUUAAGGCUUGCUCGUAAAGCGCUCGAGGGAUAUAAACCUGAACAACAAAUCAGGCUAAAUUGGAUGAGCAUAAUUUAUAAGCAAGGUAUGCACAGGUGCUUAGUGUCUAAAUUUUCUUUGCUUGAUUUCGUUGAAUUACAGGAAGACGGCUUUCAGUGGAACCAAUGUGCUUCGUCUUCAUCUGCCACGCUCAACUGGAAUGAAGAAGAAACCCGGUUAUCUAUUGCCGACUGCUUCGUCACGGGGACUUGGUCUGAAGACGAUGAGAUUGAAGAAAAGUUCCACGAUGAAGUGGAUGAGAAAGUGAAAGAAGAGUCGGAUAAUGAAGACGAAGAAGCACCACAAGACGGUAUUGUUUUAGAAUUCCGUGCCGAAGCUGCUGCUCGAGAAAAACGUGCGGAGGAAAAGAUUAAACUAAAACAACGUUUCAACGACGAUUACGAUGACUCAUGUAAACACUAUAAUACCUUGAAGAAUGAGAUGGAAGAACAAGCUCAACUCAAUAAGAGCAUUUUUGAAGGAAUGGAUGAGAGCGAGCGGGAACAGUUGGAAGGGUUCCGCGCUGGCCGUUAUGUUCGCAUUGAGAUAGAGAAUGUACCAUGCGAAUUUGUCGAAAAUUUCGAUCCUACUUCACCCUACAUUGUUGGCGGUUUAUUGACUGGUGAACAAAACAUGGGGGUAGUUCAGGUGCGUAUAAAACGUCAUCGUUGGUUUGAAAGGACAUUGAAGUCGCGCGAUCCUCUAAUUAUCAGCUGCGGUUGGCGAAGAUAUCAAACCGUUGUCAUAUAUUCCAUUCAGGAUCACAAUAUGAGGCAGAGGUUCUUAAAGUACACUCCAGAACAUAUGCAUUGUCAUGCUCAGUUCUGGGGACCAAUAGUUGCACAGAACACAGGACUUGUAGCUGUACAGUCAGUCUCUGACAGAACGCCAGGGUACCGUAUUGUUGCCACUGGAGUUGUAUUAAAUCUCGAGAAAAGCUCUGAUGUAGUGAAGAAACUUAAACUUGUCGGCACGCCCGAAAAAGUGUUCAAGAACUCUGCCUUUAUAAAGGGGAUGUUCAACAGUCAGCUGGAAGUGGCUAAGUUUGAAGGAGCAGCUAUUCGAACUGUGUCUGGGAUUCGUGGGCAAAUCAAGAAAGCAUUGCACGAGCCUGCUGGAUCAUUCAGGGCAACUUUCGAGGAUAAAAUAUUGAUGCGAGAUAUCGUAUUCUUGCGGUCUUGGGUAUCUGUACCUAUCCCUCGUUUUUACACGCCAGUAAUUGACCAUCUUUUGCCGCCUGGAGAGCCAUGGGUGGGAAUGCGUACGGUCGGUAAAAUGCGACAUGAGCUCGGAAUCAAACCCGAACAACGGGAAGAUUCCAUGUAUAAGCCCGUUGAACGUGAUGAACUAGAGCCAGCUCCACUAGUCGUGCCCAGCAAACUCCAGCAAGCUUUGCCCUUCAAGAUGAAGCCCACAUAUGAGGAAAAAACAAAAGAGGUGAGGCAAUGCUCAAAGUAUUUUCAGCACAAAGAGCAGUUAAUCGCUAGGAACACGGCUGUGAUUCUGGAACCAGAAGAGGCGAAGAGGAAACACAUGAUGGACAUGCUGAGAACUAUCAACACGUAUGAUGACAAGAUCACUAGGUACAUGAUUUUCAGUAAUAUAUCACGACUUAAGAAGGCACUUGGUCAAUCGGCUAGCAGUAGUUGA